Messenger RNA from Hordeum vulgare subsp. vulgare (domesticated barley), 3756 nucleotides. Its product is annotated as wall-associated receptor kinase 3-like. Gene Ontology annotation, molecular function: calcium ion binding; protein serine/threonine kinase activity; ATP binding. The transcript is spliced from 3 exons. Gene Ontology annotation, biological process: cell surface receptor signaling pathway; protein phosphorylation. Gene Ontology annotation, cellular component: plasma membrane. The record is from RefSeq and is a predicted model, not a curated record. NCBI's taxonomy places the organism in Eukaryota, Viridiplantae, Streptophyta, Magnoliopsida, Poales, Poaceae. The coding region runs from base 1614 to 3752 and encodes 712 amino acids.
ACAUAAUAGAUUAUAAAAACUGGAUUAUAUAAUCUGGGUGGUUCCAAACAGGGCCUAAGAGGGACCGUGCUAAAAUUUGCCAAAAAAGAAUAUUUGCCUCUGGGGCACUUAAUUUCUCGUCCUGGUCUCUGUUUUGAGUAGACCCUGCACGUCUUACUUGGGCAAUCAUUUUCCUUCCCCAAUUGAGCACGGCAAAAGGAUUCGAGUGAAGGAAGCAAGAAAAGUCUGCACCAUAAACACCAUUUUCCAACACGGUGAAGAGGAAAGACAUAUAACUCUGCACCGAAUGCACGGUUAUCUAUCAUCUUCCUCCCCUGAAUACCAGAGGAGAAUUGCUUUGCAGUACAGAGCACACAGAUGCUAGCACCCUGAAGCACUCAUUGCAAGCAACAAAACGCUGUAGUUCCUGACCACAACUCCAAUGCCCAUCCGACGAAUUAAGGGAAACAGGGCAGCAUCAACAUUGACAUCAGUCCUCUCUUCGCAGAUGGGUCAUAUUGUGAUGGCCAUGACUGUAACGUGAAGCUAAUCACGAGAGAGAAAGUCGGACAGCCGUGUGCAUCCUCGUUGUCUCGACUCAGCACAAGAAAACAACCUUUCCUCAUCUUAGCUUUGUAACACCUCGGUUCCUUACCCUGAAUUUCUUCCAUUCAACGCAGUUAACUUGUUCUGCAGCAAGCGAAUGCUGUUAUACAGAGUGCUUUACUGAAUCAGAGAAUCACUUUAAAGCAAAAGCGUCUCAUCGCCAUUUACUGUCCACUGGCUUGACUUAUCUUUUAUAUAUAUUCAGUACUUUACUGAACGAAGCCAAGGCCAUUCUGCCUCUUCGGGCUGAGCAAUUCAAGUGCCCUAUGUCAUAUAGUAGAAACAGUUAUACAGGCGAGCUUACAAAAUCAAAUGCCAGAAUGCCGAAAGGAUCACGGGUUCAGUAGCGAUAGGAUAUUCGUGUGGUACCUUCAAACGAUAUGAUGUACUCCCUCUGUACCGAAAUACUUGUAGUUGGCGGAACUUGUACUAGUUUCCCCCAGCUACAAGUAUUUCGUUACAGAGGUAGUAGUUGUUGGACUGGCUUAACUGACGUAGUGACGGACAAUCAUUACCAGCAUACCAAGAUCCACCAGCUUUGAAAGAGACAGAAUGUGAAAAUCAGUCCAUGGCUUCAAGUUCCUUGCAAGCAUCUGAAGCCAUAGCCACAGCUUUUCAUGGACUUUGACUUGACCCAUUCAAAGUCAACUUCUCCAGUGCUGGAAAGAAUAUAUCAAACAAGAUUUGUGUGGACAGGUCUCUGGAGCACUAAAUUUCUCUUUCAGGUCUCUGUUUUGAGCAGACACCGCACGUCAUACUUGGGCAAUAAUUUUCCUUCCCCGAGGGUCACGGCAAAAGGAUUUGACUGAAGGAAGCAAGAAAAGUCUGCACCAGGAACACCAUUUUCCAACGCGGUGCAGAGGAAAGACCUAUAACUCUGCACAGAGUGCACAGUUAUCUAUCAUCUUUCUUCCGGGAAAACCAGAGGAGUAUUGUUUUGCAGUACAGAGCGCUGCUUGCCAGAAACCCACAGAUGCUAGCACCCUUAAGCAAUCAUCCUACCUGCAUAAAUAGAUCGAUCGAUCGUGAUGAAGAUACUCGGGGAGCAAGGUAAUCCUUGUGCCACAGCGCUGUAUAUAUUUCUCGGGCAGUUGCUCCUUCUCUGCUUGUGUACAUUAUUCUGCACCGGUUUCUCCCAACCAAACCCUACCAAAUGCCCCGGCAGCUCCGUCGACAUCUCAUCCCCUUUCAACAUCCUUGUCAACUCAAGCAUCUCGAGGAACCCAGGCUUCGACAUAUCAUGUGAAUCAACAGGGCCCAUGCUAUCACUCGGUGGCAAGCAGUACAGGGUCCUGGGCAUCUCGGUGCCCCAGGGCUAUGUACGUGUAACCGGCGACACCGUCUACAACCAGUGCCAGCAGAACGCCGGCCCGGUGACCAGAAAGUUCAUUGACCUUCAGGGCACGCCUUUCACCUUUUCCCACACACUAAACAAGUUCACCGUCGUUGGCUGUGACUCCAUGGCCAUGAUACGAAGCCCGGACGUAACGAGUCGUCCCAGCUACAGGGGAGGCUGCGUGUCGUUCUGUGCUUCUGAGGGAAGCAUCACCAGUGGCACAUGCUCUGGGGUGGGCUGCUGCCAAGCUUCGGUGCCCGAGGAACUCAAGGUACUGAACUUAGAGUUUACCAGCAUACGGAGCCAACUCCUGCAAUCCUCCGGGUCUUUGGAAAACAUCAGUAAAAGCAAUAGCACGUGGUGCGGCAAGGCAUUCAUCGUGGACCAAGGUUCCUACGUGUUCUCCAAGGAUCACUUGCAUAGAAACCUGACGAACCUGCCCAUGGUGCUCGACUGGUCUAUAUCCCGCGGCAACUGCUUGGAGGCGCGCCACGCCCCUCAGACCUACAUGUGCAAGGAGAACACCGAAUGUUAUACCAUGGCAAGUAACACUGCGUACCGCUGCAACUGUUCUGAAGGUUUCACUGGGAACCCUUAUCUGGGAUGCCAAGAUAUUGAUGAAUGCAAAGACAAAAAUAAGUACCCCUGCAUACACAAGUGCAUCAACAGAAUUGGUGGUUUUAACUGUACAUGCCCGAUGGGCAUGACGGGGGAUGGUAAGAAGCACGGCACUGGGUGCAAUAGAGAUACAACACUAGUGAUUGCCGCAGGUGGAGGCCUGCCUUUGCUGCUUGUUCUCCUCAUGCUCGGAUUCUGGACCCACUGGCUUGUUACGAAGAGAAAGCUUGCGAAGAUAAGACAGAAAUACUUUCUGCAGAAUGGGGGCAUGCUCCUGAAGCAGCAGAUGUUUUCUCGGAGGGCGCCGUUGAGGAUAUUCACGUCUAGCGAGCUUGAAAAGGCAACCAACAGAUUCAGUGAUGACAACAUAGCUGGCCGAGGUGGAUUUGGGACGGUCUACAAAGGCAUUCUAUCUGAUCAAAUGGUUGUGGCGAUCAAGAAGGCGCAGCGGGUUGAUCAGAGCCAGGUGGAGCAAUUUGUUAAUGAGAUGGUCAUCCUCUCACAAGUCAACCACAAGAAUGUGGUCCAGCUAGUUGGCUGUUGUCUCGAGUCAGAAGUUCCAUUGUUGGUUUAUGAAUUCAUCACCAACGGGGCCCUUUUUCACCAUCUUCACAACACAUCAGCCCUGAUGCCGUGGAAGGAACGCCUAAGGAUUGCAAUGGAAACGGCAACAGCACUAGCAUACUUGCACAUGGCAUCAGAAAUGCCAAUUAUUCACAGAGAUGUCAAGUCGUCCAACAUACUCCUUGACGAGAGCUUCACCGCGAAGGUUUCCGAUUUUGGUGCUUCAAGGCCAAUGGCCCAUAAUCAGACCCACGUGACAACCUUAGUGCAGGGGACACUAGGGUACAUGGAUCCUGAGUACUUCCAGACAAGCCAACUGACAGAAAGAAGUGACGUCUACAGCUUUGGUGUAGUACUUAUCGAGCUAUUGACGCGGCAGAAACCAAUAUUUGGCGGUAAGAUGGACGAGGUGAGAAGCCUAGCGUUGCAUUUCAGUAUAUUAUUCCAUGAGAACCGGUUGUCGGAAAUCGUAGAUCGUCUGGUAUACGAGGAAGCUGGAGCUAGGCAUGUUAAAACUGUUGCGCAGCUGGCCUUGCGAUGCUUAAGGGUGAAAGGUGAAGAGAGGCCAAGGAUGGUAGAGGUUGCAGUGGAAGUUGAAGCUCUGCGAAGACUAAUGAAACAACACUGCAUAGUCAAUUCCGAAGAGUGAACAA